GCCUACUCGCGGCCCAUCACAUCGCCCCUCCCUCCCCCACCGCCCGGAGCGACUCUCCCAGCGGCCGGAGAUCUCCUCCUGAUCCCUUCGAGGGACCAGGAAGGGGAAUGUGGAACUGUGCUUGGUAUCCCUCCGCCGGGGUCACCCCCUCCCCUCCAUGGUAGCAGGAACUAAUUCCCUUUCGGGUCACCGGGGACCUGAGGUUUGAAAUUUCACGGACCAGAGUUCCCUCUGACUCUUGGGAGAGAGGUCGACCACCCCAAGGCAGAAACCCCCAGCUAGCUCAAAAGCGGGGUUCGAUUUAAACUAGGGCUUUGGCCCCAUGACCCCAAUCAAGCCCCGCCCCUUCCUGGUUGUCUUAGCGACGGCGGUGGCGUCCCAAGAUGGCGUCGUGGCUGCCGGAGACUCUGUUCGAAAUUGUAGGACAAGGCCCAGCGCCGAGCAAAGACUAUUACCAGUUAUUGGUCACCCGGUCCCAGGUAGUCUUUAGAUGGUGGAAGAUCUCUCUGAGGAGUGAGUAUCGAUCAGCAAAGCCUGGAGAAGCAAAAGACUCUCAUGAAGAGUUCCUAGAGAAUUCCCACCUUCAAGUCCAAAUUGCCUUAAUAUUUGGUGCAAGAAUAUUAGACUAUGUCUUCAAUUUAUGUGAAGGUAAAUUUGACUUCCUUGAACGGCUCUCAGACAAUCUGCUCCUGAAUAUCAUUUCUUAUCUGGAUCUUGAAGAUAUUGCCAGGCUUUCUCAAACAUCACGCAGAUUUGCGCAGCUGUGCACAUCGGACAAACUGUGGGAGAAGAUAGUGGAGUCCGCCUGCGACACCAUCACACCGGACAUGCGUGCCCUGGCCGAGGACGUGGGCUGGAGACAGAUGUUCUUCACCAGUAAGCUGCAGCUCCAGCGACGGCUUCGCAAGAGGAAACAUAGACAAGGAAGCCAGAGAGACAGUCAAUUUUAGGGACACGUUUUCUUACCUGCAGCGGGGGUGGGGGUUGAGGCCUGGCGGUAGUUCCCUUUUGUGUCCAAAUCUCUUCCCGUUUCCUUCGACUAAGAACUCGGAUUUGAACUUGUUGCUUCAAGGAGCCAUCGGGAAAGCCUCCUGGGUUUGCACACACAGGCCACCCAACCCGACGAGGCAGGGCCUUGCCUGAACCACAGUCCCCCUGUAGGAGGGUCCAAUUCGUGGCCCCCACAAAGGGCUGCGGGACAGGAAGCCGAGACACCUGUAAGAAAAGAGGCUUCUGCUGUACAGAAACAAACAAUAAAUGAUAAC
This is a messenger RNA of Lontra canadensis (Northern American river otter), 1265 nucleotides long. RefSeq names its product F-box protein 36 (gene FBXO36). Gene Ontology annotation, molecular function: protein binding. NCBI's taxonomy places the organism in Eukaryota, Metazoa, Chordata, Mammalia, Carnivora, Mustelidae. Gene Ontology annotation, biological process: SCF-dependent proteasomal ubiquitin-dependent protein catabolic process. Gene Ontology annotation, cellular component: SCF ubiquitin ligase complex. The transcript is spliced from 4 exons. The coding region runs from base 384 to 950 and encodes 188 amino acids. The record is from RefSeq and is a predicted model, not a curated record.